AUGUCAACAUUUGUUUCACGCGACGAAGAAGCAAAACACGGAAAAACAGUAUGAGCAAACCAUACCACGAGCCACGAAAACCACCAUAAUUAUGCUGUAAAUCUUUUGAUAUUUAGUGAAAGCGGCGAGUUACCUUCACAAUGUUUGAGAAGUCUUACCAGCGUCUUUCUCAGAAUGACACGACAGUACCGCGGACUCCUGGACUGUUUGUAUCCGCCGAUAGCUACACACGAGCGGGCUACCAUAAAGGGCUUUCCUUUGAAUAUAUUCCUAACGUUUCUGAAAACGACUUCAGUGAUAGCUCCCAGGGAUGGCUGUCAUCGAUUUGCAAUCUAAUUGUCACCCUCCUCGUCCACGUCUGCACCUUUAUAACCUUUCCAAUAACAGGGUGGUUUGUAUUAAAAACGGUGCCAAACUACCAGAGGAUAGUAGUGUUUCGCCUGGGUCGUGUCUGUCCUCCAAAGGGUCCGGGUAUUGUCCUGGUAUUGCCCCUCAUUGACCAGUGGCAGAGGGUAGACCUGCGCACCCGUGCUUUCAAUAUACCCCCAUGCCAGGUACAUACCAGGGAUGGUGGCCUCUUCUCCGUGGGAGCAGACAUUCAGUUCAGGAUCUGGAACCCCGUCUUAUCGGUGGUGUCCGUGCAGGACCUGAAUACUUCAACCAGAAUGACAGCUCAGAACGCUUUAACUCACAGCUUGGCCAAGAAGACGGUCAGAGAGAUCCAAACGGAGAGAGUGAAACUGGGAGAAUACCUUGGUGUAGACAUAAAUGAGAUGACUCGUCCCUGGGGGCUGGAGAUAGACAGGGUAGAACUCACACCAGGUUCUCUUCUUAAAGCCCCUGAGGAAGGACCUCCUGGGCCUCUUGUUGUUCCCCCCUCUGUACCUGGAAUGGAGGGCCUCGCAGGUCCUCUUCAGCAGCUGGCCAUGCACUUUAUGAGCCACAGCUUGCAGCCUCAGCAAGAGAGCAGUGUGACAUUCAUAGAUGAACGGAGUGGCGUCUGUCAGGCUGCAGCCACACUAAGUUCUGUUGAAGAGCUGCUCUGUGCAGUCCAGCGUGUCCUCUCCGAAACUUUGGUGAACCAGGUCGGUGCCUGCUUCCACUUUGAUAUCAUCUCAGCAGAGGGACAGCAUUGCAGUUACUUUGUGGAUUUAAGCCAAGGUCGUGGGGCAGCUGGAGCCGGAUCCCUGUGCAGACAGCCAGAUGUAACACUGACUAUGUGUGACGAGGACCUUCUGGCCAUGUUCCAGGGAAUACUACAGCCACUUGCUGCUUACAGCAGCGGUAGACUUCAAAUUCAGGGGGAUAUUAAAACCGCUAUGAAGUUGGAGGAACUCAUAAAGCUGCUUAGGGAGUAACGUUUUCAUGAGUUAUUUAUUGCAAGUUAGACUUGAUGGGAGCGCACUGGUUUUUAUUGUCUGCACUAAUUACAUUUGUUAUGAAUUUCU
Molecule: messenger RNA, 1448 nt
Organism: Hippocampus comes (tiger tail seahorse)
Lineage: Eukaryota; Metazoa; Chordata; Actinopteri; Syngnathiformes; Syngnathidae
Gene: stoml1
Product: stomatin (EPB72)-like 1
Exons: 7
Coding region: 141-1358 (405 amino acids)
Cellular component (GO): plasma membrane
Source: RefSeq, a predicted model, not a curated record